Molecule: messenger RNA, 2616 nt
Organism: Leishmania mexicana MHOM/GT/2001/U1103
Lineage: Eukaryota; Euglenozoa; Kinetoplastea; Trypanosomatida; Trypanosomatidae
Exons: 1
Coding region: 1-2616 (871 amino acids)
Source: RefSeq, a predicted model, not a curated record
AUGAGUACAGUUCAGUUGCACCCCCAUUUCGUUGCGGCGUGUAACUACGCCGAUGUUAGCUCCGUCGUAGGACUUCUGAAGGAGCCGAUUGACAGCGGCGACUUUAAGACAAACGACGAUGCGCCGUACCUCCCAUCCGCGUACACGAGUACCAUUCACCUGGGUGAUGCCCUAGGUGAGCUUUCGUAUCCGACUCACCCGCCGUCGCCGCGAAGGCGGACUUCGAACCUCACGACGGGCGCAAAAACGGUGCACACCUCUUUCGCUACAGACGCAUCGGUGCCGUCGAAGCGGUCACCUCUUUCUUUGAUUGAGGUGCAUGUCGGGUCGGAGGACGGGAAAGCUGCUCCCUUCUUGAUUCAGCCGUCGCAAGCGUCGCCGACACCGAGCAGCUCGCGGCUGCGGCUGAGCCAUGGCCCGUCCUUGAACGGUGUCGAGGCACGCCGGCCAAGGGUGUUGUGCAUAUGGGACGUGGAUGACACCCUCGUUGCAUCCGGAGCCCGUGGGAUUCGUCAGAACACUGUGUUCCGGGAUUCUGAGCUGGUCGAACUCUUCCGCAGCGCCGGUGACACCGCGCGCCAUUUGCUUCUCUCGCAAGGGAGCAUCGACGAUGUCUUAGAGAAGCCGGGCGGGCGACUGUGGUGCGUGCGGCCCUUUCUGGAGCGCACGACUGACUUCACCGGCGAUGGCCGUGCGAGGGCUGGCGACACAGGUCGUUCCUCCCCGGCGCCAGCCUCGUCUAGCAAAGGCGUGAAGAAAGGGAAAUCGUUUGCAAAUUUUCUCCGUUGCGGGGGUGUUAGCCGGACAAAGGUGCAGCCGGCGUCAAGGUCAUCGCUGACCAGUCACACCGAUGCCUCGAAUGGAGGCAGAUCUGCCAGCGACCGCUUGAACGAACACGACCUGCGACACUUUGCAUCAGGCACGGUUGUGGUGCGUCUCGCCACCGUGCGAGAAGGCAGUGAAAAGGUAGAGGACUCUGCUUUUCUGGACGACCCCAGCGCGUCACUGACGUGCAAGUGCACCUUCAAUGGGCAGCUGGACGACAAGGCAGAACAGCAGGGCCGAUGGCUCAUUCUUCGACCGGAGGUGUGGGGCAUCACACUCGCGUCAAUGAACACGUUCUUCCCACCGUCACGCAACACAGCGUUCGUGAACGGCAAAGUAUACCGCAAGAUGGACGUUGUCUGGUCGCUUGCCAUGACCAGCGAGUGGGACUCCGUCUUCUUCAUUGACAACAACCUCUCGGAGGUCGGCGUGGUGCGGUAUGGGCUGCAGAUGUCGGACAUGCACGAUUUGCGGCGUCAGCACAAGGUGUAUCGUUUCUUCCAGGCCGAUUAUCUGCUCCUCGCGACCUCGGCGAAGCUUCGCGAUCUGGGACUGCGGUACGGUCGUGACGUCACAAAGGCGCCCGACACCGCCGAGCUCGCGCCGUCGCUGGAAGACAAGCAGAAUCGUAGUACUUGGGGCCAGCAGGCGCAGAAAGCGGCGGCCGCUGCUGCCACCAGCUCAAGUUCCUCGACAGUAAUAUCAAAGGGCAGCAACGCCGAAGAGGCGAGCGAGUCGAAGCUGUGCAAGUUCGUUGCAGUGUCCAGCUCUGGCAGCGCCGGUACCACAGGCUCCCAAACCAGUGGUGUAACGAGCAGCGACGCCGGCCUCUACGCAUCCUGGAAGGGGUGCUCAUCGAUGCGGGGUCCCGGCGCCAACGGCGUUGCAGACGACGUGAAAAUUGUGAAGUCAAAGGAGGGGGAUAGUGCGCCUCCGCAUCCAGAUGCAACGUCCCCGCUAAUGGCGCAACGCCGACACCGAUCGAGCAACAGCUACCCCCCUGUAGAGGCGGAGUGCCUGUCACUCAGGCUCCCCUCCUUCCCCCCCUGUCACCGUCUUCACGAGGGCGGCAACGGUGAUCUCGGGGCCUCGGUGACCACGGCGAAUGCAAUGAUGCGCUCUCCGAAGCUUUCAUACAAGGAUGUGAACCUGAUUGUCGUGAACCUGCACAUGCCAUCUGAAGCGUACCGCCAGGUACUGACCACUGCACGUGCCAGCAGCAGCGCACAGCGCAGCAUGCAGCGCGCCAACAGCCACCUCAGCAGGUACGUCGGCCAGCCUGUGUUUGCCGGCGACCGUAGCUGCACGGAUGAGCAAUACAAGGACGUCCUCAAGUACUUCCAGGAGGCGGAGAGUACUCUCUUCCAACUAAUCGAGGAAGAGAUGCGGGCGAACGGCUUCGUGGAUGUCAACAAGGCGAGCCGCUGGGUGCCGUGCACGCGCAUGGUGUGCGCACCGAUUCGCAUUCGACCGACGUUUGUGCCGCACAUGCUCAGCUUCUACAAGCCUUUUUUCGAGGAGGUAGAGGAGCGGCUGGUUGAGACGCUGCAGCGCACGGGUGGCUCGAGUGCGUCAUGCGUGCUGCACACAGAGGCGCAGCGACAGUACUACAUCCUGCAGCGCGUGCUCCCUUUCAUUGAUCCGUAUUUGACAGGGGACCUUGGCCGCAUCCUCUUUGACGUCUACACCACAGACGGCAGCAUCCCUCGCUCGCUGGCAGAGCAGCUGAGGAAGACGGUUGCCAGAACGCGGGAACGCGUUGAGCCUUUGCAGAAGAAAAGACGGCGGUGA